Pieris macdunnoughi is the source of this 228-nucleotide messenger RNA. Lineage: Eukaryota; Metazoa; Arthropoda; Insecta; Lepidoptera; Pieridae. The record is from the annotation of a GenBank genome assembly.
AUGACACCUCCUGGAUCCGACACAAUACAACAACAAACUGCAGUAAAUCUUUAUACGAGGCCACAUAGAAUGCUCUCAGUGGAUACAGAGAGGCCAAUGCAGUCCUGGGUGAAAAUGGAGGGAGUCAAGUCCAGAAAUGGAUCAAAUAAAGAGGCUGAUGAUGAUUACAGAGAGGCUGUGAUGGUGUUUGACGAGUGGACUGUUUAUCGCGACCUCGCUGCCCCGUAA